UAUUUUAUCAUUGCCUUUGCAUCAUCUCCUUCCUCUAAGCCCUAGUUGAAGCUAUAUAUACCCUUCUCGGCUCCUUCCAAUCACUACGCUCUUUACGAUUUUCCAUAUUCUUCGGUUUCAAAAGCUUUGUUCUUCGUUUCCUCCUUAAUUCCUUCAACACCCAAACCCUAGAUUUCCAAGAAAUUACAGACCUUUUGUUGGGUUUUCGAUUUGCGUUCUGUUCUAUUGAAUGUGAAUCUUGUUAUGCGAGUUCUUCUUUUCUUGUUUUGAUGAGCGUCGUGUUCUUUGUUUCUACUUCUUAGUGUUCUUUGUUUGUUGGGUUAUCAAUGGAAGAACGUAGAUUUUGUAUAGGCUAUGCUCUGGCUCCCAAGAAACGACAUAGCUUCAUUCAGGACUCGUUAGUCACUCUCGCGGCGUCUCGAGGGAUCGAUCUUGUUCGAAUUGACACUGACCAGCCACUUCUUGAUCAAGGUCCAUUUGAUUGCAUUCUCCACAAGUUUUACGGCGAGGAUUGGAGGAAGCAGUUGGUGGAAUUUAGAGUUAAGAACCCUAAUGCUUUCAUCUUGGACUCACCGGAUUCGAUUGAGAGACUUCACAACCGGAUUUCGAUGCUUCAAGUUGUUUCCGAGUUGAAGAUUGAUAACCCGGAUGAAUCAUUUGGGAUCCCUAAGCAGAUUGUGAUUUACGAUAAGGAGACUUUGUUUGAUCGGCAGGCUUGGGAGGGUUUGAAGUUCCCUGUUAUUGCCAAGCCGUUAGUGGCUGAUGGUAGCGCUAAAUCUCACAAAAUGGCUCUCGUAUUCAACCAUGAUUGUUUGAACAAACUUAAGCCUCCGAUUGUCUUGCAGGAGUUUGUGAAUCAUGGGGGUGUUAUCUUUAAGGUUUACGUUGUUGGGCAGUAUGUGAAAUGUGUGAAGAGGAAGUCUCUCCCCGACGAACCGGAAGCGAAAUUGGGGAAUGUAGAUGGAUUGUUGUCAUUCUCACAGGUCUCUAAUAUGACCCCUCGUGAGAAAAUUGAUGAUAAAUACUACAAGAUGAUGCAGCUCGAUGAUACAGAGAUGCCACCUUUGAGUUUCGUCACCGAUAUCGCGAGAGGGUUGCGACGCUCCAUGAACUUGAAUCUUUUCAACUUUGACGUGAUUCGGGACUCAAAAAUCGGGACUCGGUACCUUAUAAUUGACAUUAACUAUUUCCCUGGGUAUGCCAAAAUGCCGGGUUAUGAGAAGGUUUUGACAGAUUUCUUCUGUGAUUUAGCACAGAAGAAAGAGGCAUUGAACAAUCCUGACAAGAAGGAUGAUGUUCAAGACAAGAUUGGUUGUGAUCAAGAAACAAGAAAGAUUCGUAGUGAUGAGGAUGAUGGAGACCAAUCAGUUGACAGGGAAAAGGAAGAAACCGCUGUUCAAGAUUGACCAUUGUUUUGGAAGUUCUUCAUUUUCAAGCCUGUUUGUGUUCUGAAGUCAGCUUGAAUCUGCUCAAAACAUUUGGGACAUUCUGGACCGAAGUGAGUUCUAUACCAUUUCUUUAGAGAUAGACAUCAUUUGUAGGUACAGAAAAGAAAAAUGGGGAAAUUUUCCUUUCUUUCAAUUAGUUUUUAACCUCGUGACAAAAUUACAUUGUGUCCAGUGUUAUCAUGUAUAUUCCAUCCUAAUGUUACCACUGGAAAUAGUUCUCAAAUUACAUUAGUUCUACUACUGAUGAUGAGAUAUAUGGAGGUCAAAUUGUAUCUUGAGGCUUAAUCUUUUCCUCUUUCUAGGAUGUUUUUCUAGCUCAUGGAUUUUGAAUCUUUUAGUGAAUUCAAUUACUGAUUUUUUUUCUCAGAGAAGUUCUAGUAUCAUAUCAUCUUCUUUGUGGUUGGUGUAUUGUUGUAAUAGAAUGCAAUGCAAAUGCAUUGGUGUUUUAGGAGAAUAAGAAAUCCUUUACAAACUAAUUGUAGAACCUGCUUUGAGAUGAUCUGCCAAGGGAAUGAAGCAUGAAUAAUAAGUGUAGCUUGUUUC
Molecule: messenger RNA, 1991 nt
Organism: Benincasa hispida (wax gourd)
Lineage: Eukaryota; Viridiplantae; Streptophyta; Magnoliopsida; Cucurbitales; Cucurbitaceae
Product: inositol-tetrakisphosphate 1-kinase 1-like
Biological process (GO): inositol trisphosphate metabolic process
Cellular component (GO): cytoplasm
Molecular function (GO): inositol-1,3,4-trisphosphate 5-kinase activity; ATP binding; inositol-1,3,4-trisphosphate 6-kinase activity
Source: RefSeq, a predicted model, not a curated record